Phlebotomus argentipes is the source of this 6773-nucleotide messenger RNA. RefSeq lists its product as uncharacterized. Gene Ontology annotation, cellular component: axon; plasma membrane. Gene Ontology annotation, biological process: homophilic cell-cell adhesion; dendrite self-avoidance; axon guidance. Lineage: Eukaryota; Metazoa; Arthropoda; Insecta; Diptera; Psychodidae. Gene Ontology annotation, molecular function: cell-cell adhesion mediator activity. The transcript is spliced from 13 exons. The record is from RefSeq and is a predicted model, not a curated record. Bases 208 to 4035 code for a protein of 1275 amino acids.
AGGGCACAAAACAUCUCCUUCGCCCCGGCGAGCCAACUCUCCACGCCGCGGAAGACUUCCCUGGCCGAGGCGCACACACGCUGAAAUUCCCCAGUGCAGUGAUAAGUGACUUGUGUGAGCCGUGAAAAUAAAUGAAAGUGCAUCGAUUGGGCAUUGUUGGACGCUUUUGUGGCAAGAAGCGCAUUAAAUUGAUGGAUAGAGCACCAAAUGACUAGAAAUUCAUCUUAUAUGGCGCUCUCAUUCAUUCGCCUCUUUGCUGUGUUUACAUUUGGAUUAUUCCUCGCCAAUGGAUCACUAUCAGUGUCGUCCUUUAUCAACAAAGAUGGACCGGGCCCCAGAUUAAGCUUCGCCCGGGAGCCGCCAUCCUCUGGUAUUGUCUCGAGAAAAGCGCCUCUGCUUCUGCCAUGCACUGUGAACUUCACACGUGUUUUUUCUUACGUCGGCGAAGAUAUCAACUAUGACGGCGAUGAGGAAGAUUAUGACAAUACUAAUGAUGAGGAUGAAGACCUAAAUACUAAUAAUUACGAGGAUAAUCCAAAUGUCUUGCUAUCUCACGUGAAUUCAGAGGAUUUUCCGAAAUCUACUGACGACUCGAGUGUAAUAAAUGAUGAGGACAAUGAUGCGAAAGAGGACACUGAUGAUGAUUUUGAUGUAUUUCGCUUUCGUCGUCAAAUUUCCGUCCCAUCAUUUUCCUAUACGUGGUAUCGCAAUGGUGAACCUGUUGUGGAGGAAAAUCACAUUUUCCGCAUCUUUCCCAAUGGGACACUCAAGAUUUUCUACUCAGACCAUGCAAAUGGCAACUAUCGAUGUUUGGUCAAUGAUACAAAAUCAAUUUAUGGCGCUAUUAUAUCUCGGGAGAGUAAAAUUUAUAGGACAGAGUUUCAACGUGGGAGUAAUGAAUCGAGCAUAUUGGUGGAGACUGGGAGUCCUUUAGUAUUAAAUUGUCCGUUUAGCAGCACCCCAAGGGCCAAUGUGACGUGGACGUUCAAGUUGAAGACCAUUCCUCCGUCCGCAGGAGAUGCAGAGUAUCAGAGAGAUAACAGAUUCUUUCAGCUGCAGAAUGGCAGUUUGCUCGUGGUGAAUGCUAAGAGCACAGAUAGUGGCAAAUACAAGUGUAUCGCGAAGAAUGAGUAUUUGCAGAAAUCCGAGAGGAUUUUCAUGCCACAAGUCACAGUGAUGUCUUCAAGGACCAAUCGCCAUGGAUUGUUUCCGGCACUGCAAGAAGUGGAGCAAAAGAUAAUGAGUGGUGACACAUUGCAGCUCUUCUGUGUCUCAUUUGGGGGCGAAACUGUUGAAUGGAGUUUCACGCCAAGUACAUCAUCAAUACCGAUAAAAUUGAGUGGUGUUAAAUACGAAUUGAAGUACACAAAUGUCUCACGAGAACGUCACGAAGGAGUUUACAACUGCUCCACUGCGGCAUCUUAUCAGUUGUACAACGUCAUUGUUCUCAGUGAGCCAAGAUUUCUGCAGAACAUGUCCUCGGUGGCCACAAUUAUGGGGGCCACAGUGGCGCUUCCGUGUGUCGCCAGUGGAAAUCCACCGCCGGUGAUAACGUGGUAUCACAACGGAAGACUCCUCAAGAAUACUCAUGCCAUUCACCAUGAAGAGCAGCAGCUGAAGCUGAACUCAAUUGAUCCGGAAGAUGAGGGGAUUUAUCAGUGUUUUGCGAAGAAUGACGCUGGUGAGAUUCAAAUGUCGGCUAAUUUGUCGCUGAGGAAGAGGCGGAAAUUGUCACGGUUGAACAAUGUGAAAUGCUAUCCCGUCAACUACACCACAGUUCGUGUACAAUUUGACUCACUUGAGCCUAUUCAUGUGGUGAGCUACUACUUGGCCACGGAGGAUCCCUACACGUGGCUGUCGCCGGGUCCGCUGGAGAUUCAGCGCAACAACACCAUCAUCAUUGCCGGCAAGAUGCGACCCUUGAAGCCCUACACGCUGUACAUGAGGGGCCUGAAGAGGGAUCACACGGAGACAAUUGGGAGGGAUGUGAAGGCGCACAUGGUGAUGGGCAGUCUCACGAAGGGCAUCAAAUGUGCCACGCAAGGAUUGGAAAUUUUCUCAACACCAUUUCCCAGUGGAAUCUUUAUUUGGUGGCCUCACGUGAAGGAUCUCCCAAUUGAGUCAUUUAGGAUUCAAUUUCGUCACCGCGACAUGAAGAAUCCCAUUGUCUUCUCGGACCAGAUCAUCGGCACCACGUGUGAAUUGAAUGAAUAUCGAACGUGGCAGGAGAUUGAGGGCAAUCUGACGAAGAUAUCGGCUGAGACGAGCAUCGUCACGAUGCCACUGUUGAGGCGAGAUUUGCGAUCACUCAAGGAGACAUCGCAAAUGCUGGAUUCCACGGAGAAUUUGAAUGUGUCAGGCGAUGAUGGCGAUGGUGGGAGUACAACACAAGUUCCCACCAGUAAAUUCUUCAAUGUGGCCCACAAUGAAACGAGGACGGAACUUUUAAUCCCGGGAAAUGUGACCGGAAUCCUCAUACCAAAUUCCAGUAAGAUUGAAGUGAGGGUUUUGGGUGCGACACCAGAUAAUCCCAUUGAUGAGCAGGAUUUGGACUAUAUCCCAUGGAAGAUGAUUGAAAAUUCACCGAACGGUGUUUCGCAACUCCGGGUGAAUUCUGUCACUACCACAACUGUUCAGCUCUCGUGGAACUCCUUUGGAGCCAAGACUGUCAAUUCAUGCCUCAAACUCUGCUUCAGGAACGUGAAUGUGGAUGUGGUUUUCCGCGGUGGCAGAGCUGAUGAGUGUAAAGCAAUCAAUGCAAAUCGAUCGUCAGUGGAGGUGAAAUCAUUACCGCCAUUCACAAAGUAUCGAAUGUACUUGAGAAAUUGCAAUUCCACGCAACCAAUCACCGAUGUCAUUGUUGUGCAGACACAUCAAGAUGUUCCUGGUCCAAUUACCAAACACCAUCUCACGUAUGAUGACGGCAUAACACUCCAUUGGAGUCCACCCGUGAAUAUCAAUGGUGAACUUCAGUAUUACUCAAUUGUGUGGAAUAAGGAGCAAAUGGAGAUGUCGGCAAAUGUGAGCAUCAAUGAGAAUGCCUUUAAGUUGCCGAAUGUGACGAGCAGCGAGAGGGUGAAUAUAACAAUUCGCGCUGUUGGAAGUGCAGGAAUUGGUAUUCCGAUUUAUAUGAAUCUCAAGGGUGUUGAACAGGUGGUUGGAAGUGGUGAAGAGAGUUCGAAACAGGCAAAGAUUUUGGGGAUUAUAAUAGGGAUUGUGUUGUCAUUUGUGUGCAUCUCGAUUUUCUUCCUCAUUUUCUUAAAGUUCAGAAGUUGCACAAAGAGUCGUCAGAAUGCGAUGAAUCACAAUCAAAAUCUGGCAUACGAUCAGUCACUUCAUCCCUGCAAUAGGGACAAUCAUGAGAUGCAGACACUCAUUCCGCACACGGGAUUGACGACAACACCGUUCGUGAGUACGCCGAAUGGCAAUGCGAAGCACGUGAUCCUGGAUAGCUUCACGGGAAGUGAGUCUAGGCGGGAGAAUGGACAGCAGAUUGCCCUGAAUUCGUCCCCGCGGAUCGACAGGGGUGUGAAGAGUCGAUGUGAGGGUGAGGGUGAGGAGGAGAGCAGUGGCAAUGGGAGUAGCAAGUCAGAGAACACUCUGAGGGUGGAUGAUUGCUGUGACGUUGCUGUGAAGACGGAGGGCAUGAAUGGUAAUGGGAGCUUAAGCCAUAUGAAUGGAGCUGUAAAGACGCUGAAUAUCACACCUCAACAUUCCACAACACCACCGAAUCAGCAGAUUCCCAUUAACAACAAUGUGCAUGAGACAACAGUUGACUCUGUUGAGUUCAAUGAUGACAGUCAACAGCAACUUUUGGUGCAUUCAACACCAAAAUUGGCGAAAACAGUUCCGAAUUGCAUCGAUAUCAAAUAUCACAAUGGCUCAAGUGAUAUUCGAUCUGCGCAUCACAAUGGCAUUCCAAAGUGUGAUGACACCUUCAAUUGGAUUGUCAACAGUGUGGCGAGUGGGAAGAAGAGUCAUCAUCAGAACAACGAGAGCGCCUAUCGAAGACCAAUUGUUGGACCAAAUGGAUAAAGGAGAUCAAAAAGAGAGAGAAAGGAAAAGAGGAAGAAGGAAUUGAUCGCCAUAGCCGGGAAGGUUAAGUAACAAACACACUCCAUUUUCACCAGCUCUCCCUCAUGUGCCACAAAACUCCCCUGCGCCCCUGGAAAUCUACACAAAAAAAAAUUAUCGCAGUUCUUCGUUAGGGUUGUGAUCAUGAUCUUCGGAUCUGCCUGAAGAUCAUCACCGUCAAAGGAAAAAAAAAACAAAGGAGUGCGAUCACAUGACUAUGAAAAUUGAAAAACAACAAAAAGAUCUUAUUUUGGCUGAAAUGAAACACCCUUAAAAUUUGUCCUUUUGGCAUAUUUCUUCGUUUAGGAUAUGUAUUUAUUACUUUUUUUUUAUUGACUUGUGAUCUAGUGAAGAUCAUGAUCUUAACAUUCUUUUGCCAAACACAUCGACUAAAAUGGAAAGAAAGAGAGAAAAGGAGUAAAAAGGAGGCUAAAAAUAUUGAGAUUGAUCACAAUUUUACACAAUUAUUUUUGUUCAUCUCCUAAUAAAGAGAAAGUGUGUGAACAGUGAAAAGUGAAAACACUUCAAAAAAAAAUAUAUAUAAAAGAAGAUCAAAGAAAAUGAGAAAGAUAUUAAAACUGUUGUGUAAAUUUUCACGUGAUUGUGUGAAAAAAUUGGUGGAGACGAACCAAUUGGAGAAAAAUGUGUGAAAAACUCUGUAGUAAUGAUUUUUCUUUUUUUUUAAAUAAUGUAAGAAAGGUAUUUUUGGAAUUAUGUUUGUCGGUAAGAUUUGAUAAAACAAACUACUAUCGAAUGAUUGCAAAGUAAGGAAAGAAAAAAAAAAAUUAAUUCUUUUUAGUGACGAAUUAAAAAGGUGGUAGAAAGAAAUCUCAUGUAAGUUAUUGGAUAUAAUUUUUUUUUCUAUAUAUAUUUCGUAUAAAUUCUUAUUAUAUAAAUGAGAGGAAAAAAAUCAUAAAUAUCAAUAAAAAAAAAUUACAAUUUCGCUCAAUUUGAUGAGAAAAAGUGUGGAAAAUUAGGAGUAUAUUUUAAAAAAGAACUUUUUACCUUUAGAUUUUGGAUACAUUUUGUCGUACUUUUUAUUACUAUUUUUUCUUUGUGCUGGAAGCAAGAGUAGUGAGAGAUACUUUUUUUCAUAAGAUAGACAGAUAGAGAGAGAGAGAAAGAGGGAGUAAGAUUUUUUCAAAGGGGCUACUAAGGGAGAUGAGAAGUUAGAGAUACGUAUAUAUGUUAAUAAUUACCGUUAGUUCUUGUACCUGAUUACAUCAUAUAGAUAUUUUUAAAAUAAAAACAUAUAUUGCAAAACAUUGAGUAUAAAAACAUAGAUAUUGAAAUAACAACAGAACACAACACACACAGAACAAGAUUUGAAAGCGAUGCACAGAGAAAGGUGUUUCACAAAAGGGGUUCUUUUACACUCUCAUCAUUGCAGAAGCAUGAAAAAUAUUUAUGGUUUAAAUAACUUUCAGAGGGAAGGAAAAAAAAGAGAAAACUUUCAACAGCUUUUUGAGUUGAUGUUUUGAAUGUGAAUUGGUCCAUUGAUAACGAAGUAAUUGGCACUAAUAAACUUACACAAACAAGAAACUUACACUUGAAUAAAAAAAAUUGGCAAAAAAUACGAAAUGAGAUAAAUAAAAUUUUUAACUUCAAAAUUAAAGAAAAUAUUAAAAACUUUUUACUUAUGGGACGAAAUUAGGUCAAAUCUAACGGCAAAAAAAGAAUAUUUUAUUGUGCCUUGAAUGUACAAAAAAAAAGAACAAAACAAAGAAAAAAAACAAUGUUUGAACAAAAGAGAUAAAAAAAAAGAAAUUUGAAAGAACAGAACUUUUUUGAGAGAGAAAAAAAAAACAUUAAAAUUACUAAUUAACCAGUUGAUGCAAGAAAUGUUAUUUGAAGAGAUUGAAGAAACCAAGAUUGAGAAAAAGUGACAAUUGAGAGAAAAUGGACGAAGGAUGAUGGAAAACAGAUUUAUAAUAAUAUUGAGGAUUUAUUGAAUGGGCACGAAAAGAAGAAAAUGUUGUAUAAUGUAGAUGAUCUUAUGCAAAAUGGGGAUAAUUGAGAGAACAAAAAAUACUAUAAAAUUUAUCUAAACUUUCUGUCAUUGUGUAAUAUUUGUGGACAAAUUUAUUGAGUGUGUCUUUUUCUUAAGUACGUAUUUUUUACUUUUCAUAUGUUUAGCUAUUUUCCCCCGAAAAAAAAAUUGGUGGUAAUCAAAAAAAGGAAAAAGCCAGGAGAUGAGGAUGAACUUUUGGAAACAAGUACAAAAUUUUGGAUUUUUUCUUUUAAAUAUAUAAUGAAUGAUGAAGAGAAGGGAAAAAAGGAAAUUUCACGGUUAAAAUAAAAUCACACAGUGCCAAUGUCCAUGAUAAAACCCAGAUAAACCCGGAGUUUAGCCACAAUAGAGCAUUUUGUAAGACAGUUGAUUUAUGUUGAAAAAGCAAAGAGAACACAUGAAGAAUCAGAUUAAAACAAUUAAACAUAGGAAAUAUAGACAUAAAAGUGCAAUAGACAGCUUUAAGCUUUUCCCAACCAACAUUUAUUCGCAACACACAAACUUCAACCACUUUAUUUCCAACCAAAUGAUUUUCAUUCCUUUUUAUAUACACAGCAAACAUGUGCAUUUUCACUGAACGAUGAUGAUUGUUAGAUUAAUUUUCUUCGAUUUUCCAUGAAAAAAAAUUUGCUCAAGAAUACGUACUUUUAUUGGGACUGAAAAUUUCUUGAUUUUUUUUUCACUAUAU